Python bivittatus (Burmese python) is the source of this 1765-nucleotide messenger RNA. RefSeq names its product solute carrier family 22 member 13. Gene Ontology annotation, cellular component: membrane. NCBI's taxonomy places the organism in Eukaryota, Metazoa, Chordata, Lepidosauria, Squamata, Pythonidae. Gene Ontology annotation, molecular function: transmembrane transporter activity. Gene Ontology annotation, biological process: transmembrane transport. The record is from RefSeq and is a predicted model, not a curated record.
AAUGUGAGAACCAUUUAAUUCAACCGUUGAAGCUCGCAGAAUGUCAGGAUUUGGAGAUAUCUUGAAGGUGGUCGGAGAAUACGGGAGGUUCCAGAAAUGGUUGGUGGUACUCAUUUGCAUCCCAAAUUUCUUAACCCCGUUUCACAUGUUUGGCCAAGUCUUCAUCAGUAUGGAUGUGCCUCACCAUUGCAAUACCAGCUGGAUCCGGGCAAUUAGCCCCAACCUAACCAUAGAACAGGAGCUGAAUUUGACCAUUCCUAGGAAACCAGAUGGUUCUCUGGACGAAUGCUGUAGGUUCCGUCCAGUGGAAGAAGAUAUUGAAUCGAUAAUAAAAUAUGGGCUCAAUUCCACAGAGAAGUGUCAACAGGGAUGGGUGUAUCCUUCAGAGCUCAAGCCAACACUGGUAACAGAGUUUAAUUUGGUCUGUGACCGAAAAGACUUAAACGACAUCUCCCAAUCUAUUUACAUGGGUGGUCUUCUGAUCGGAGCGCUGGUCUUCGGCCCACUGAGUGACAGGAUUGGAAGUCGGCUGUCCAUUCUGCUGACGCUCCUCAUCAUGGGAUCCUUUGGCGUUGGGGCUGGUUUGGCACCCCACUUCUACAUCUACAUUGCCCUGAGGUUCUUUGUGGGUGCUGCUUUUGCUGGGAUCAGCAUCAGCAUGGCAGCCUUGAGUUCGGAGUGGGUGGGGCCGUCUUACCGUCCCCGGGCGCUGAUCAUUACCCAUUGUGCCAACGCGCUGGGUCAAAUGGCUCUGGCUGGCUUGGCGUACUUUAUCCGUGACUGGCGACGCUUUCAGAUCGCAGGGUCGGCCCCUGCGUUCGCUCUGUUUUUCUAUAUUUGGGUCCUUCCCAGUUCUGCUCGGUGGCUGAUAACCAAGGGGAAAAUUAAAGAGGCCAAAGAAAUCCUCCAAAAAGCCGCCUCUAUCAACAAACGCACCAUCUCCGAGGAAGUCCUCAACCAGUUGACUCCGGAAGAGAAGGUGAAAUCUGGAAACAUCCUAGAUCUUUUCAAGAUACCGCAUCUAAGGAAUAUGACUUUAAUCAUGGCUUGGGUGUGGUUUGCGGACAGUUUUGUGUAUUAUGGAGUGAGUCUUCACGUUGGGGAUUUCGGCUUGGACAUCUACUUGACCCAACUCAUCUUUGGAGCAGUUGAAAUACCAUCUCGCGUCUCCUGCAUUUUUCUGCUCCAGUGGCUCGGGAGGAAGAAGUGCCAAGCAGCUUGGCUUCUCCUGGGGGGAAUUGUGUGUGUGCUCAUCCCCGUUGUCCCCAAAGAUUUCCCUGUGAUUGUGACAGUGCUCGCGGUGAUCGGCAAGUCUGCUCUGGGGGCCUCCUUUUCAACCACUUACCUGUUUUCUGCAGAGAUAUUCCCCACAAUUGUCAGACAAUCCAGCCUAGGCUUGUGUUCCAUGUCUGCCCGGGUCGCGGGCAUCAUUGCCCCAUUAGUUAGCCUGCUGGAAAAAUAUCACCCUGCUAUUCCCAUGUCCUUGUUUGGGAGUUCAGCGCUGAUCGGAGGAAUCCUCUGCUUCUUCCUCCCUGAAACACGAAACAAAGAUCUUCAGGAUGUCACAUCGCAAACCUUGUCAAGCCGGCGGUCCAAGAAGGCUUUCAACAUUAACUGUGAAAAAGGAGCAAGAGAAGAAGGCAGACACGUUCCAGAAUUUACCCAGGACACGUAUCUCUAGCACCAAGAAAUUGUGGUGUCUAUCAGAAGGAUGGGACUUUUUUAUCCGGCAAGAAUUUCAAUAAACAGAGUUUCUGAGUUUUGU